Messenger RNA from Xiphophorus maculatus (southern platyfish), 3278 nucleotides. RefSeq names its product gap junction beta-1 protein-like (gene gjb1b). The coding region runs from base 408 to 1235 and encodes 275 amino acids. Gene Ontology annotation, biological process: spermatogenesis; cell communication. The record is from RefSeq and is a predicted model, not a curated record. Lineage: Eukaryota; Metazoa; Chordata; Actinopteri; Cyprinodontiformes; Poeciliidae. Gene Ontology annotation, cellular component: connexin complex. The transcript has 2 exons.
UCUCUGUAGUGUUUGAAAGGAAAUUAUUGUAUUUUUUUGUGGUAUUUUUGCCGUUAGACAAUGGCUUUCUGGCUCCUUGGAGGAAUUACAGCUGUCCUUCUGUCGGUCUGUCUGUCUGAAUGAGUGGUUGGCCAGUUUUGGAGUACAGUAUUAAUAUGGAGUCAGCAAGCCACGUGACUCAGCAAAAGUUUUGCAAUUGGCUUCGAUUUCUUGCGUCUUGUGAUGCUGCUUUGUGUUAGGCCAUCGCCCCUGCUUUUAUAGAGCCAGCAGGCUACUUUGGCAUUUCUUGUCAGCUGUGUCCAACGAGUCCAGCUUGAUGUUCAUGUCAGGCCUCAGGAUGGUCAUCUUUGGCCCCGGUGCUGCUUACGCCGCUUGCACAGCCGGAUGAGCCUGACCUGGAGUCGAAGAUGAACUGGGGAACCUUUUAUGCCGUGAUCAGCGGUGUAAACAGGCAUUCCACUGGCAUCGGUCGCAUUUGGCUCUCCGUCAUCUUCAUUUUCCGCAUCCUGGUGCUGGUGGUUGCCGCCGAGAGUGUUUGGGGUGAUGAGAAGUCUGGCUUCACCUGCAACACCCAGCAGCCCGGCUGCAACAGCGUCUGCUACGACCAGUUCUUCCCAAUCUCACACAUCCGACUGUGGGCUCUCCAGCUCAUCCUGGUGUCCACCCCUGCGCUGCUGGUGGCCAUGCAUGUGGCCCACAGGCGACAUGUCGACAAGAAAGCCCUGAAAAGGUCGGGCCGCGGCAGCCCCAAGGAGCUGGAGCACAUCAAGAACCAGAAGUUUCAGAUCACAGGAGCUCUUUGGUGGACAUACAUGAUCAGCAUCAUCUUCAGACUCAUCUUUGAGGUGGCGUUCCUCUACGUCUUCUACUUGAUCUAUCCUGACUUUAAAAUGGUGCGUCUGGUGAAAUGUGACUCGUACCCUUGCCCCAACACGGUGGACUGCUUCGUCUCCAGACCAACAGAAAAGACUAUAUUCACAGUGUUCAUGCUGACCGUGUCCGGGGUGUGCGUACUGCUCAACCUGGCCGAGGUGGCUUACCUCAUUGCGAGGGCCUGCAAACGGUGCAUGAGUCGCCCCGAGGACGAGGCUAAAGCAGCUUGGAUAACUCAAAGGUUGUCUUCAUACAGACAAAAUGAAAUCAAUCAGCUGAUAGCAGAUCAUUCGCUCAAGUCAAAGCUAACUGUGACCAAAAAGAGCCCGACUGAAAAGGGCGAGAGAUGUUCUGCCUUCUGAAGCUUCGUUAAACUAAUAAGUCAUGCCUAUAAUGUGUAUUCUGUCCAUGAAUGACACCUUAACUGUAUAUUUGUUUAUUUUACCAUUUAUUUAUAUAAAUGUAUAAUAAAAUCAUUUACUUGUUUCCUUUUUAUAUUCAUUUAAUUGUGCCGUUUUUCUUGCCUAAAUCAUCUCCAGCAUAUUAAGCCAUGGUAAUGAUUUCUUACAAAUCCAACACCACAGUGCAUUAGGUUGUGGCGCUCUGUGUCUUGCACUCAUUCCCACACAUGUUGACACUGUGGGAAACCUGUCUGAUUUAAGAAAACCAUAAGAAUUUGUUUCGUUCAGGGCUGCAUAUUUGCUGCCUGACGGAGCAGGAUGCAUUUGAUGGGCUCUUGCAGGUGGAGUUGGUCCAGGCUCUCAAAGCUUCCAGUUUACUGCCAGCAUAGUUGUAUAUAUGAGCUGUGAAAUGGAGGGACUUCUUCCAGAACACAAAAAUCUAGUAUAAAAUAGGUGCUGUGAAACAUUUCCAUUGUAAAUGUAUCACUUUGGAAGCCAGUCCUUGAUCAGUUUGCACAUGAGGGCAUAGUACAGCAGAUUCUGUGGUAUUUUACUUUUUUUAUUAUUUUUAUUGACACUUUUAAGGUUACAAAACUACAACCACCUUUCUUGUGUAUAAAUUUUGACUGCAAUGAGAAGGCAUGUGCCUGGUAAAACGUUCUAAACAAGGAUGAACAUCACUAAAGCAAUCAUAAGCUAGAUGAGGAAAUAUGCUUUUAUAUGUAAUAUUUAUUGAUGCCUUUAUCAAAUCUGGUACAAGUGUUCGGAGAGAAGGCUGUUUACUCUCAAUGAAAAUGCCUAACUUUGUAGAAACGGCUACAUAACUUAGAUUGUGUUAAAAAAACAAAUUAUUGCUAUAAAUUCAGGUGGGAUGUAGACUCGGUCAGACUCGUAACAAAAAAACUAUGAUACAUAGAGCUAGAAAAUGGUUCAUAAAAUUAACAUGUCAUAUAAAUAAACCAUAUUUUGACAAAAUGCCUUUAAACACAGGAUGUAUUCAAUAGAAAAAUUUGAACAUUACUUUUAAUGUUUUGUUUUUUUCCCCCUCUGGGCCACCCUUAGUUGUUAAGCUGCUGUACUGUAAAUAUUCAUUUAAGGAAACUCCUUAUUUGCAGCUAAUUGCAACCAGCUUAGAGUACCACUUGUGGUAAAGUGUUAGUAUUAAUUAUCAGUGAGGUAAAAUAAACAAUCUGUGAUACAGGGUUAAUAAAUACAAUAGCAAUGAUUUUUGCUUAAUCAUAAACCUCUUGAAACCUUACUUAACCAUGCUGCAGGUCCGAGUUCAUAAACUAAUGGGAUUUUUGCUCAAUAAUAUGUGCAGCAACCAGGCUAACUAUUGUUAGCAAUAGGAACUAACAGUCUUUCUGCAUUUUGUGUUUUGGAGGACUAGAAACAUCCUCAGAAAAGGUUAUCUAAUACUUUGUAUGAAACAUUCAAUAAAACCAAUCUGUCAGAAAGGCAGUUAAGCAUUUUUUUUCUCCUGUUAAGGUUUUAUAAGAAAUCAGACAUGUUGAAUUUUGAGUUGGUGUGCAAACUUCAACUAACUAGGGUAAGUUGAAGUACGUAGUUCUGCUCUGUUAAAUAUUCAACAUUUGAACUGGAAAUGUCAACUUCUGAGUAAAAAUUGAACAUUGUUCAUUUAUCAAUGAACAACAAUUUCUUUUAUUUACUCUUAUGACCAAACAAGCUGAGAACAUCAAAGUUUGGUUACACUACUGUUUUAAAAUACUCGUAAAUGAAAAUGAAACUUAAUCACAUUUAGCAUUUACUGAGGUGUUGCUUUCUUCAUGACUCUAGUAAAUGUUUGACAUUGACCAGCUUUUCAACGGAUCCUGAUUAGAACUUACAUCUGUGUAUUGCUUACUUUGUAUCAGUCGAGGUCUGAAAAGUUCAUAUCAAAAGACACCGUCAUUGUUUUCACAUUGUUGUUGACUCAACACAUUUUUAUGCUCUCAAAUGCAUGUUUGUUUACAUGCAUAAAUGCUCCGGUUCACACCCAGGUAA